AUGGACAUUCCAUUUUUAUAUACAAAAUCAAUUAUUUACUCUUCAUUUAAUUUUUUAAUGCAACUUUAUAGGCUUAAAGAAUAAAUCAUUUUUAUAUAUAAAAUAUAAUUUCACUAAAAACAACUAUUUAAUUUAUAUUUUAAUUAAGAACCUUUUUUAAUAUGGAUAAAUAAAUUUUGCUUUAUUUUAUUUGGUAGCUUUCUUGAUUACUUUAUUUUGUUUUUUCUUAUUCGUUUUAUUAUCAGGUUUUAUCAAUCUGUUUCUUAAUUUAGUUUAUUAAAGGUAUGCUUUUUGAAUAAAAAAAUAUCAUUUUAUUUGAAAAACAUUUUAUUUUAGCAUAUAUUUUAUAACUCUGCAGAUCUCUAUAAUUUUUUAAUGUAUUUCCUAGCUGUAUUUGUUUAUACUUAAUCAAUUUAUUUGAGCUAAGAUUUACUUACUAAUGCUUUUGUGCUAAUAAUUUUCUAUUUAUCUCUGUUCUAUAUAUAAUUUUUUUCUUUUACAAAGAGCUAUGAAAAUGUAGUGUAAUUUAAGAUUCCAUUCAAGUAUAUUUGGAAUAGUUAUUGUAUUACAAAUAUCACUCAAAUUAAGCAAAAGUGA
Tetrahymena thermophila SB210 is the source of this 597-nucleotide messenger RNA. Its product is annotated as transmembrane protein, putative. The record is from RefSeq and is a predicted model, not a curated record. Lineage: Eukaryota; Ciliophora; Oligohymenophorea; Hymenostomatida; Tetrahymenidae. The transcript has a single exon.